Molecule: messenger RNA, 1737 nt
Organism: Pochonia chlamydosporia 170
Lineage: Eukaryota; Fungi; Ascomycota; Sordariomycetes; Hypocreales; Clavicipitaceae
Product: sugar porter (SP) family MFS transporter
Exons: 5
Coding region: 1-1737 (578 amino acids)
Biological process (GO): carbohydrate transport; transmembrane transport
Cellular component (GO): membrane
Molecular function (GO): carbohydrate:proton symporter activity
Source: RefSeq, a predicted model, not a curated record
AUGGCAACUGAGAAGCAGGACAACGGGCAGGACGGUAACAAUGGUCAUGCAGCCGACGUUCAGCCUGUUGAUGUUGCUCCCGCGGUUGGUGACGUUGGCAAUAGUCACUCGGAUCCUUCCAAGACGCAUCACAACAUCAUCGAAAAUGCAAGGGCAGCUGCCGCUAAAGAACAGGGAAUGACCCUAUGGCAAGGCCUCAAGCUGUAUCCUAAGGCUGUUGGUUGGAGUUUACUGAUAUCUACAUGUAUUGCCAUGGAGGGCUACGAUAUUAGUCUCGUCAACAAUUUCUAUGCAUUUCCACAGUUCACCAAAAAGUAUGGUGAAUUCCAGCCAAAGUCUGGCACAUACGAGGUUACCGCUCCAUGGCAAGCAGGUCUAAGUAACGGUGCCAUGGUUGGUGAAAUCAUCGGUCUGUUCAUCAAUGGCUACGUUUCCGAGAGGUUCGGUUACCGGUAUACUGUCAUGGCCUGUCUGGUGAUGAUCACGGCAUUUACGACUAUAUUUUUCACAGCUCCGAAUGUUCAAACUCUUUUGGUGGCUGAGAUUCUUUGCGGUAUUCCGUGGGGUAUUUUCCAAACUCUCUGCGUUACGUAUGCCUCCGAGGUCUGCCCCGUCGCACUGCGUGGGUACUUGACCACCUAUGUCAACUUUUGCUGGGGUCUUGGUCAAGAAAUUGGCAUCGGAGUUAUUCGAGCUAUGCUGAGCCGUGACGAUGAGUGGGCAUACCGCAUUCCCUACGCUCUGCAGUGGAUGUGGCCAGUGCCCCUAUUCGUCGGCAUCUGGUUUGCCCCGGAAUCGCCUUGGUGGUUAGUUCGCAGAGGGAGAAUCGAGGACGCCAAGAGGGCACUUUUACGCCUUACCAGUCUUGACCGGGAGACCGAUUUCGAUGCCGACGAGACGAUUUCCAUGAUGGUGCAUACCACCGCCUUGGAAGAAAAAAUGACUUCAGGAGCCACAUACUGGGACUGUUUCAAGGGUGUUGACCUCCGAAGAACCGAGGUUGUCUGCAUGACUUGGGCAAUUCAAAAUUUAAGCGGGAAUUCCUUCUCCAAUUAUUCGACCUACUUCCUCAAGCAAGCUGGUCUGUCCGAUAAUGAUGCAUACUCAUUUGCUCUCGGCCAGUACGCCAUCAACAUGGUGGGCGUGUUCGGGGCAUGGGGUUUGAUGACAUUAGGCAUUGGACGAAGAUCACUGUACCUGUACGGACUCUGUGGCCUUUGCACGAUGCUUUUCAUCCUUGGAUUUUUGGGCCUAGUGCCUCAUGAACAUCGUCGAGAGGCAUCCAUAGCCACUGGCAGCAUCAUGAUUGGCUGGGCUCUCUUCUACCAGUUGACAGUGGGAACUGUAUGCUACUCCCUUGUGAGCGAAUUGUCGUCGCGUCGACUGCAAAUCAAGACAGUUGUACUGGGUCGGAAUCUUUACAAUAUCGUUGGUAUCAUCACCAGCGUGCUGACACCAUACAUGUUGAACCCCGGUGAAUGGAACUGGAGCAAUUACGCCGGCUUCUUUUGGGCCGGCAUUUGCUUCUUGUGUAUCGUCUACACGUACUUCCGUAUACCAGAGCCUCGAGGUCGGACAUUUGCGGAGCUUGAUGUGUUAUUCGAAAGAGGAAUUUCUGCAAGAAAAUUUUCCACUACAGAAGUGGAUGUGUUCCACGAGACGGUCGAGGACAAGAUCAUGGUCCAGUACGAAGAUAUGGUGCAUCACGGGCCUGGUAAGACUGGGAUGUUAGCAUAG